Messenger RNA from Eutrema salsugineum, 1179 nucleotides. RefSeq names its product serine acetyltransferase 5. The record is from RefSeq and is a predicted model, not a curated record. NCBI's taxonomy places the organism in Eukaryota, Viridiplantae, Streptophyta, Magnoliopsida, Brassicales, Brassicaceae. Bases 71 to 1006 code for a protein of 311 amino acids. The transcript has 2 exons. Gene Ontology annotation, cellular component: cytoplasm; cytosol. Gene Ontology annotation, molecular function: L-serine O-acetyltransferase activity.
UCCUCGAAGAUAGGAGUUUUACAAUUACAGGUAGGAGAACAAAAAUCGUUAUUCUAUCGCCGUCGUGAAGAUGCCGCCGGCCGGAGAACUCCGACACCAAUCACCGUCAAAAGAAAAACAAUCGACCGAUAAUCAAUCUGCUGAAGCAGCAGCUGCGGCAGCGAUUUCUGCGGCCGCGGCGGAUGCGGAGGCUGCCGGAUUAUGGACACAGAUCAAGGCGGAAGCUCGCCGUGACGCUGAGGCGGAGCCGGCGUUAGCUAGCUAUCUAUACUCGACGAUUCUCUCUCAUUCGUCUCUGGAGCGAUCUAUCUCGUUUCAUCUAGGAAACAAGCUAUGCUCCUCGACGCUUCUCUCCACACUUUUGUACGAUCUCUUCUUAAACACCUUCACCUCCGAUCCUUCUCUGCGCAACGCAACCGUCGCGGAUCUUCGCGCUGCUCGCGUUCGUGACCCUGCUUGCAUCUCCUUCUCUCAUUGCCUUCUCAAUUAUAAAGGCUUCCUUGCGAUUCAGGCGCAUCGUAUAUCGCACAAGCUAUGGACGCAAUCGCGGAAGCCAUUAGCCUUAGCUCUUCACUCAAGAAUCUCCGACGUAUUCGCCGUCGAUAUCCAUCCAGCAGCGAAGAUCGGAAAAGGGAUACUUCUCGACCAUGCAACCGGAGUUGUCGUCGGAGAAACAGCUGUGAUAGGGAACAACGUUUCAAUCCUCCACCACGUGACGCUCGGAGGAACCGGUAAAGCUUGUGGAGACAGACAUCCGAAGAUCGGUGACGGUUGCUUGAUCGGAGCUGGUGCGACCAUUCUCGGGAACGUGAAGAUCGGUGCAGGAGCUAAAGUCGGAGCUGGAUCUGUUGUCCUGAUUGACGUGCCACCGCGAGCUACGGCGGUUGGAAAUCCGGCGAGACUCGUAGGAGGAAAAGAGAAGCCAACGAUUCACGAUGAGGAAUGUCCCGGAGAAUCGAUGGAUCACACUUCCUUCAUCUCGGAAUGGUCAGAUUACAUUAUUUGAAGCUUUACGAUGAUCACAUUGUUUCUGUGUCUUGAAAGUGGAAACCUUUGUAGAGAUUACGAGGUGAGUGUUUUGAUGAAAAUGUCUGAAUGAGCUUUGUUGGAUUUAUAAACUGUAUUAGGAUGUGUAAUACAAUAUAUUAAGGGGCUUAAUUUGAUCUUAUUAUUCAAUCA